This is a messenger RNA of Dermacentor albipictus, 7982 nucleotides long. RefSeq names its product UPAR/Ly6 domain-containing protein cold-like. The record is from RefSeq and is a predicted model, not a curated record. Lineage: Eukaryota; Metazoa; Arthropoda; Arachnida; Ixodida; Ixodidae.
CCACAUGCCUGACGACUUACGGUUGACUAUGCUCUCCCGUACGACACCUACUCGGCAACCGCAAGCGUUGCUGCUGUUGCGCGUCGUACGAACUGUAGAAGCUGUGGCUGUGUUUUAACCUGUUUGCAAGAUGAUUCCUUGGUUGUUCCUUUUUCUAGCAGGCGUACCGACUUGCUUUGCUUUGGAAUGCUACGUGUGUACGAGUCAAGACAAAAAUAACGAAAAGUGCACCGAGACCAUCAAAACGUGCGAUCCUUCUGAAACGCGCUGCCUUACCGAAGUUCGCUGGGGAAGUACACCUUACUGGGCUCCAUCUGGUGAGAAGCAGUACUACAUCAGCAAGCACUGUUCCACUGAGGAACACUGUAUCAACCAGACUGUGGUGUAUCGAGAGCGCUGUGAUCGCAUCUGGUACAAUGACUGGGAAUGUGUAGAAUGCUGUACUGGUGACCGCUGCAACUAUUAUGUAACGCUCGGUGCAGGUCUCUCAAGGCCAUCAGCAUGGACCUGCAUAGUUGCCGCUGCUAUUGCUCUCCUGGCCUCCUACGCCAAGGCAUCAUGAUGUGGUGUCUUCUGCCUUCCUCACGGUUGUCAUUGUCCCUCACAGAUCGUUGCACUCCAGCUUUUGGUAUGUGAGGGCGUUUUGUGAGGGUAUCCACCUUCCUCCACUUUGCACGGUUCAUCAUAUUUAGCAAUACUGAUUCUCAGGAGUGGUUUCCACGAUGCUCUUCAGCUGUAUAGAAAUAAUUUAAUACAAAUUGCUGUGCAGUGAAAAUUCUGCAUCAAGAUUCAUGCUAGGGCGACAGGCAGGAGUUCAGUUAUUUUGGUUAAUAGUAGUUACAGUUGUUAAUAGUCUGUUGCCUAUCAGAGAGUCUGGUUUUCAGUAUUCUUUUAAGGUUAAUCUAUUUUAGAAAGCAUGCUGCGAAGCUCACUAUAGGUACCUGCAGUGAAGGUUCCUAUGCUGACAGCAGCACUGUAAUAUUAAGCUAGUGAGUAGUGAAGGCAGCUUUUAGUAGGAUGCUCACUCUUUCAUGGCACCAACUACUGUUGCUAAACUAGGCACAUGACUGUCCUGUUUCAGCUAAACAUAUGACUGGGCUUGAAAUUUUUUAGAACAUGAGAUUUUUGAAAGAGUGUGCAGUCUUGCUGCACAGCAUGUAUUUAGAAGUUGGUGUGUUGUUCUACUACUACUGUACAGACUGCUCAUUUGGGUUUUGAGGGUAUGCAUGUCAAAUGUGGGUGGUGCUAUAGACAUUUGAUUGAAAUAUGGCUUUCAAGUCUGGCUUCACCUGAAAAAUAUUGUUCACAGUUCUGUUCUCUUGACCUUUGUGGUCAGCAAUGCAAGUGUGUGUUCCAGUGUUGAGGCAAGUUCAAUCAGCAGUGUCUGUGCCAGGCUGAGUGUGCCAUGCAUACAAGUGAUGAAACAGAUGUGUGCUCAGAUUGCUUAGAAUGUGGUCUGAUAUUUUAUUGAAGCCCAAGCGGUUGGUGUCUGCUGCUUGGUAUGCAACACCGCCAUUUUCACGGUUUUUAGCCCAGCAGACUUUCCAGCAUAUUGGCUGGUAAAUAAAUUUGAAUUUCAAGCGUUGACAAUGCCAUUGGAUGUGUCGAAGCAAUAAAAAAGCUUACACUAAUUUACAGUUAUACAGUGGACUUCCAUUAAUUGAACUCUGGCCAAUUCGAUUUCUUGGUUAAGCCAAGUUCGGUUGAUUAAUUCGAUCAUGACUAAAGGUUCCAACUGGUCCUCAUGCAUUUCUAUGGGCCCAAACUUUUGUUGUUCAGAUCCUAAAAUUGGCCUUUGUAGGAUAAUUAGAAUUUGGCCAGCCAGCACAUACGCAGCUUGACCCCUAUGGUGAUGCCAACAGUGGCCCCUUUAGCGGCAGUAUGUCUCAGCAGAGUUUAGGGGACAGUGAAUGCGUUGAGAACACAACACUAAAAAUCUCCCAUUGUAAAUGUCUGUUCUCGGCCUGCCCUAGGAUAUACUUAAGCAAUAACUGUAGCUCGCACUAUCUGAUUACAGCAGAACCUCGUUCAUACAUUUUAGAAAAAAAAUCACGAGAAAAACACACCAACCGGGAGAACGCACAAUGCAAGGUCAUUAAAAAAUUUGUCAGACUCAACUGUAGUUGACAUCUACGUAAUGCGAAGCAUUGCGCAUGUCAUUGCAGCACGAGAGGCUGAUGUGCGCUGAGCUGGUGGGGCCCGAGCGACCCGAGACAUGCAUUCUCGUCUUUAAUGUGAUGACGUUGAGGGCCCCAUGGCACUCAAAUCCACUGUCGGUGUCGGACGUCAUUUCGUGAAAAAUCAUUCUGAACCACAACUACGCAGGCCCUCCGCAUGGUGCAGAGUCGUUACUGAACUAACUGAAUUCCUCAAAGUAAAAUGCGUAAAAUCGUAUAGUACGUCCUAAACACAACCUACAGACAUGAUAGUGUAGGAGUUUAAUUUGAAUAUACCAGAAAACAUAAUUCUGUUACGCAUUAACUCAAACACAAAUUUCUUUUCCCGUGUUUCUACUAUUCAUAAAGCGGCAUGGCCCACUCAGUUCCUUGCAACAACACCAUAGCGCUCACCUCCGCGUGUCCACAAGAAAGCUGCAUUUGCUGGGGAAGCAUGACAAGCAGUCAGGGGUCUUUGAAUGCUACCGCGUUCCACUCUUAAAGGCGAAGCUUAAGCAUCCUCCAAAUUUUUGUGGCUACAGCAAGCUUAUGUUUGCACUCGUCGAAGUCAAAAUGGGUCAGCAGCUUCUUCAGGCAUUAAGUUUUGGUGUCAGUUUUGAUGUGCUCAUAUGGUGCGCGAUAGGAAAUGCUGACAUGGGCACGAGAUAUCAACACCUGUUAAGCUGGCGAAGCCCGAACGGUCCGUUGUUGUCUUUUAACACGACAGCGUUAAGGGCCCCACGUCGAAGAAAAUUGGGCGUCCCGUGUCCAGCGUCAGCAGUCUUUUCGUGAAAUGUCAUUCCGAACCACGCAUACCCAACCACUCUUCUACCAUCACAGUUCCUCAUACCUUGUCCUUCAUUCCUUACAAAGUUAUUCCUCGGAAUUUUGAGAAUGACAGCCAUGAACAAAUGUAACGGGAAAAAGAAACACCGACAGUGUAUACUUUUAAUGUUAUAUAUUCUCAGACUGAAAUAUUAAAUGUGCGAAACAGUAACAGGAGAUCCGCCCACUCAAGAGGCUGCGUUUCUACCAGAAAGUUCACCUUCGUGCAUAGCAUUCGCCACGAGCAUUUCCCAGUAAACAUUAUGGCUACAUAACCUGCGGUUGCCGGGAAGUGUGAAAAGCAGUCAACGAUCUUUGAAUGCUAUCACGUUCGACUCUUAAAGGCAAAGCUUAAGCAUCCUCCAAAUUUUUAUUGUGUAGCAUUUCGAAAACAAAAUUGAGCUGGUGGUCUUUGCCAGAAUCUAAUGCCACCAUAGUGAAACAUGAUCCUCACUUCGCGCUGCCGGCAGCAGUGCAUUUGGGUUACGGUUACCGUCUUUUAAAAGCGUUCAGUAUGCUUUCAAUGGCACUAUGCCGCGCGUGCUGCCACAAGUGAAGAUGCUUAUUCCAAUAGGAUUGGUGGCAAUAAAGAGAGGUUCUUGUUGGGGAGGGAAAAUUGUGGUAAAGUGCAGUGCAGUAUCUGUCUCUCAGUUGAGGACACCUCAACCGCACUGCGCAGGGGGGGGGGGGGGGGGGGACAAAAGUAGAGGAAGAGAAAGGGCAGGCACCAGAGGCAGCAGACCAUGGCAAUAGCAGAAAAUGCAUGGCAUGCGAUGACCAGUGAGAGUAUUUGUCAGUACCAGGAUAGGAAACAAAGUGCACAACGGCAUUUUCACAUUGCACAUACUGCCGAGUAUUGUGGGAAAGCUACUGUGGGGUGUGGCUACUGUUCUUGAUUGGGCGCGCCUCGCUCCUUUUGUUGUUUGCAUGGGAUCUAGCGGCCGGAAAAUGUAUUGUACGACUGCGGUUUGUAGAUGUACUGAACGUUAGUGCCAAAAGAUCGUGUUUCUGGGAACGUACCAACCAGCAAGAAAGUAGCGAAACUGUAAUAUGAUUUCUGUGUCCUCAAUGGUGAAUGUUGGCACUGGGAAAUCGUGUGAAACAGGAUUGUAUUAACGAGGUUCUACUAUACGGUAUUUACCCAAUUCUAAUGUGCGGCUUUUUAAUAUCUUUUUUCAAGAAAAUUGGGCCGAAAAUUGCCAGCAAGGUACAAUCGUGUAUGAAACUGAAACCUCCUUCACGGCAUUCGUAUGCUUUAUUUACCGCAUAACAUAUGUUUACUGCUGUGUAGCAGAAUUUAAAAACAUGCGGUGAAGCCGACUUUAGGAAACCGGCCACCAUUGUGCAAUAUAUUAGACUUAAUGAGAGCAGCAUUCCGGGCAAGUUGGUAAUCCAUUACUCAAGUAUUAUUGUGCAACAAAAAAGACAUGGACGUAAGAGAAGGCACACCCUGUGCUUGAUGUGUCUUCUUCAAGAGAGACACAUCCGUGUCUCUUUUGUUGCGCAAUAAUACUUGAGUAACAUAUUAGACCCUUCCCCAUUUUGUUUCGCUAAAAAAUUGGGUGCACAUUAAAUUUCUACUUUUCUUUGGGAGAUUUGAUGUAAUUUCUGUUAGUUCUUUUACUUUGGGCACAUAGAAAGUAGGCGCACGUUAGAUUCGAGAGCGUGUUAGAGUCGGGCAAAAACUGCCAAAUGUAUCGGUGCUGCGUUUUCAUGUUUUUCUGCCUCUUGUUUAAUUUGACCUGUUUGAUAACAGAAGUUGACCGUAAUACCCUUGUCAUUAUAGUAUGGCAGCCUUGCAGUGCACACUUCUGAAUGAUUCGAUUUGUUCUUGGGAACAUGUAAUGUGCAAAUCAAGAUAUCUGAGGUCAAGAAGAUGGGACAUACAUGAACUUGCAGGUACGUAUGUAUACUGUCAAACCUAUGUGUAACAAAUGUGGAUAUAAUGAAUUAUUGGCUGUAAUGAAGUAACCAAGAAGUUUGAUUGGUCGUGCUUUAUUUCAAAGGAGUAUUCUCCUCUUAUAAGAAAAUAGUCAUGUUUGUUAAACAUGACAUGGCAGUGGCAAAAUUGUGCUUAUUUGUGUGAACAGCUGCCUUGUCUGUAGGUGUUUAUCUUGCAAUAAAGUCAUAGUCCUGACGAGCUGCUGUUGCAUGGUGGAGCAGCCUUCAAUGCUCCCUUUGCCUCUCAAGGUUGGUAUGGAGGAAAGCAAAGGGCUGUGCUGCACCCAGUGGUUUCAUUCAGAUUUCCCACUUCGUGCCUUGUACUAGGCUGAGUCUGGUGCCACUCCACUUAUAAUAAUCUGGUCUAAAUUUUAUGUAUGGCAGUCAGAACCAUGAAAACUUUGUAUAAAGUGAUUUCUUUAUAACAAGGGUUUACUAUAUAUAUUGUACUGUAAACUAAGGAGCAGUGGGGCUGUGGCUAGGAGAGGGAGAACGACGACGAGAGAGAGCCAAACCUUCUUUCGGUGCUCGUAAACUUGAAUCUCGUAAAUCUCGAAUCGAAUAGAUCUCGGAAACUUGAAAACGCCACUGCUCAGAAGAGCAAGUUAAGUAUCAAGAAGUGUAAAUGUUUGUGCCAGUAAUGAAACUUAUUUGCAACAUUCAGUGGCAAGUCCUUUGUUUCACUGUCUCUACAUUGUUCUUGCCAUGCACUGCACAUUGAACUGCUCUUUGUCCUGUAUAAGGCACCAGAAACUCUGUGGACAGAAGCGCACAGGAAAUACUUGCCUUCCACUUAUGCACAUGCUUGAGACUUGCAUCUUUAAGCUGGAGGUGAAGCUUUGCACUGCAUAUUUGCUGCUGUUGCCAUUCAGCACAAAACAUUGAGGGAACAUUCCACAUAUUCAUGGUAGUGAAAGGUUGUACAGCAGACUAUAAUGCUCAUUACAAGAAUUCACAUUUAUGAAAACUGAGGAACUGUACAGUUCUGCUGUAAUGCAAUUGGACAUAUUCUGCUGACUUGUUGAUCAGCUGUUGUGCAAGAAUUUCAAAAACUUAUGCUUGCAUGGAAAAAAUUUAACUGCAAUAUUUAUCUGUAGUAAACUUCCAUAUUCAUAUUUUCUGUUUUAAAUUCACGAAUUAAGGUCACUAAUUGGGCGCCUGGGAAAAUCACCUGUUUUGCAUGUCACUCUGCCAGCACUGGUAGUUUGCAAUAGUAAAAACAGAACUGCUCAGCUACUGCUUAGGGCAUGGUAGUGUUCACUAGAUUUUUGUAAGGUACCGUUUCUUUAACUGCAUCUUGCUGAAGAGUGCUAUGGUUCUACAGGGGGACAUUUAUAAUCUACAGAAACUUUCACUUUUCACAACACUUCUUGUGAGCUAAGCCACAAUAUUCAGAAGUACUUGGUCAUCCUGGGUCUCUUCAAAGUAUUCGAUAGCUGUAUUUUCUACCUUGAUGUCUGUCGUAAUGUAAGUUUAUCAUGUAAACUUGUCCUUUACGUGUUUUUCAUCUUCCCUCUGUUGUUAUUAACCAUAUCAUAAGAAGCCAAUAAACAAAGACGCUACGGAUAACAUAGGGGAAAAAACUUGUACUUAAUAAUUGAAUUAAAGAAAAUGAUAAAUUAAUGGCAAUGAAAGUGGAUGAAAAACCUUGCCGCAGGUGGGGAACAAUCCCAUGUCUUCGCAUUACGUGUGCGAUGCUAUUAUGUUAGCUUCUUAUGAUAUGAUUAAUAAAAAUCAGGCCCCUCGGUUAACCCACUUUCCUCUGUGUUGUUAUUGUCACUCAUCUUGUUCCCCUUUCCCUUUCAACAAGUGCAGCACUCUUUCUCAAAGUUAUUAGGCUUAACUUGUGUAACUAGGUAUAAUGCAAGAAAACUUUGUUGCUCUUACUAUGGAGGAACCUACUGCUCAGUUCAUACUGCUAAUAUGUUCUGACAGUAGAGAAGCAUAGUUGUGAUUCCAGAUUGUGUGUCCUUACAGCUUGGAAUUUUUUACAUAACUACAAAAGUGUCUGCCAUAAGCAGAAAAUGCAGACUAAAAUGGAACUGUUUCGAAUUCUUUAGAACUUGCCCCUUUAUGUGCGACUACUUACCAGCUACAUACUUGUACAGUGUGAGAUAUUGGUCUUGAAUUUUAUUAGAGCUGUAUAACCACUUUUGUGCUCUAGUGUAUUGACAGCUUUCACCGAGUACAAGAUAUUCCCUAUUGGCUUUCCUUCACCUGUCAUUAAAGAGGGAGGAUAAGUUGCGUUUCUUUGUCAUAGGGUGGCUUUUGUUCAGUAUACAACUGUGCACUAGUGAUGUUUUUAUCCUGAUGAGCUCAGAACUGCCUGCCGACUGCACUGCAUUCUUACAAUUGUUUUUGUGCCUUUAAAGGACAUACAUCUGUUAUGCCUUUAAAUGAGAAACGCUCAGCUCUUUUUUUUUUCAUUUUUAAAAUUAACAUAUACCUUACACAGGUUGCUUGUAAUGUUAUGAAUAAACACAUGGCUAUAUUCACUAUGUUGGAACAUUCGUGCCAUGAUGUUUUGUUUGGCAUAACUUGAUAGCAUUCCACCAAGUACCAUGGCAUUCACAACUUGCAAUCAUUGGUUUUGAUUUUAUAAGUGCAAGCAAAGUUAACUGAAUUUUGUGUUUUAUUAAAAAGCAGUUUUACAAAUGAGCAGACUUGUUGGUGACCAGGUUGAUAUCCGUCCAUUUUUUGUACAUAAAGUAUCUUCUUUUGCAUCUUCGCAGUCAUACAUAUACAUAUAUAUAUAUACUUUUACUCAAGAAAUAUAUAUUUGUGGCUUUUCAGUAACUUUUUGAGUGUGUCUUCACUUUCUUGUGACAUGUUUUCAAGUUCUUAGAAAAAUUUGGUUUAUGUUGGAUAUUUUAGAGUGGCACAAGCUGCAAAGGCCUGGUUGCAUAAUGUGUAUCACAUGUUUAUGUCCAUGAAAGUGGGCUGCUUUGUACACACAAUGAUCUGUACAACAAAGCGAGAUGUUGAGACGUAUUAUUGUGACUUGAUGCCUUUAUAUUGUUUAUCUCAUGUACAAUAAAUGAAGACACCUGUUUGAGAACA